Hemibagrus wyckioides is the source of this 4034-nucleotide messenger RNA. It is a transcript of the gene xkr8.3, whose product is annotated as XK related 8, tandem duplicate 3. The record is from RefSeq and is a predicted model, not a curated record. Gene Ontology annotation, cellular component: plasma membrane. The transcript has 3 exons. NCBI's taxonomy places the organism in Eukaryota, Metazoa, Chordata, Actinopteri, Siluriformes, Bagridae. Bases 435 to 1679 code for a protein of 414 amino acids. Gene Ontology annotation, biological process: apoptotic process involved in development; phosphatidylserine exposure on apoptotic cell surface; engulfment of apoptotic cell.
CAGAACAAACUGAUAAAAUUUACAUUUAUUUACUUUUUUAAAUUUAUGUGACGUAUAUCGAUUAUAAUUCAAGAAAUAUCAAACUCACAUGCAAACAGUUUCUUGUGGAGGCGUGGUUUGUUACUAGAAAGGGGGCGUGACUUCUCUCCCGACCAAGAGGGAGUAGGCCGCUUCCUAGUUACUUUAACAGUUUAUGAGCAAUAUUAUAACACUUAAACGCUGUAGUGUAUGUUGCUUAAGCAGUAAUGAGUCGUGAAGUAAUGCCUCUAUUAGCAGAUUUAGGAAGUUUUUUUCUUCUUAAACUUGUUAAUCCGGGCUUCCCCCUUUGAGACAUCUUGAACUUAACGCUGGUUAAGGAUCCUGUAGAAGAAUGUAGGAAAGAAUGUAGCGUGGUCAGAAACACACACUGGAUUAAACUGCUCGACGUUUUGACCAUGGACAACCCCAUGUUCCCCAAGUACUCGUGGCUGGAUUUCGCCUUCACGGUGAUCGGUGUGAGUACAUAUGUGUUCGAUGUGGGCUCGGACCUCUGGCUCGCGCAGGAGUUUUUCCGCCAGGGGGAUUUCUUCUGGUUCGGCUUGCUGGUCGGCUUCAUGCUCACUUCAUCCCUGAUCGUCCAGAUGUUCAGCUGGUUCUGGCUUAAAUAUGACCUGGAGCUCAAAACCUUCCAAACAACACACAAGCAUAUUAUCCUUUUCGGCAGUGAAAGACGCCUGAGACUCACGUGCUUCCUUCAUGUCUUUCAGCUCGGCUUCUUCUUCAGGCACGUUUCAGCGAUCUGGCAGGGCUUCUGCGUGUGGUGGCGAGUAGAACAGGGCUCGGAGUACACCGCCUACCUGACCCACGACCUCAGCAUGCUGCGCCUGAUCGAGACGUUCUGCGAGAGCACGCCACAGCUCUCACUCAUGAUCUACAUCAUGAUCCACACUAAUCACGCCAGGACCAUUCAGUAUGUAAGUGUGAUCGCGUCCACCAUUUCAAUAGCGUGGAUGGUGGUGGACUACCACCGCUCGCUACGCUUCUUCCUCCCUGAAAAGUCCAACCAGUCGUGGCUAUCCGCCGCCAUCUACUUCCUGUGGAACCUGCUCCUGAUUGGCCCACGUGUGGUGUGUGUGUCCCUCUUCGCCUCCGUCAUGUUCUGUUACAUUUCUGUUCACUUCGUCUCGCUCUGGCUCGUGUUUGUGGUCUGGGCGUCUCUGCAGGACACCAGUUUCAUGGACAGUAAAGCCGGAGAAUGGCUGUACCGAGCCACCGUAGGCCUCAUCUGGUACUUCAGCUGGUUUAAUGUGGUGGAAGGACGCACCAGAGGCAGGAGCAUCAUCUAUCACUUAUUUAUCAUCACAGACAGCGCGAUCCUAACGGUCACAUGGUGGUGCUACAGAGAUCCGGAAAUGAGCCGGUCCUAUUCGCUUAUCCUCCUCAUCCUCAUCCCACUUUCCUAUCUGAUAGGGCUGUUGAUUAAAAUACUCUACUACUGCUGCUUCCACCCCAAGCUGGGGCAGACCCAGGGCUUGAAGAAGGUUUCAGAUGUUCCUGAUGGUCUGGCGGCUCGGGCUGCGGUCAUGGAAACGAACUCUUUCAAGCCGGCGAUGCUAAACAAGAGGAUGGCCGGACACGCUGCUAACUUUUACAGCACAGGGACACGCUCGAAGGGACAAGCGGACAAUGGGGUCAUCUGAGGACGAGAGAAUGAUAUUGCACUUUCAACAUGGACCAAAACGUUUACCUGCAACAAGCAUGGAGCUUGAGACACGUUUUAAAGUGAUGAAUACUUUAAAAAAACAACAACAACAACAACACAGGGCCAGUGAGCUGACGUUCAUCAUCCUGGAUCUCACAGCGCUGUUGAAUCCUCUAAUCUGAUUGGUCAGAAAGAGUUCUGUAACAGGAGCUCUGACAGCCGUUCCAGCUGUGCGGCUACAAUCUCUCUAAGCUUUAGCAUUAUAGCAUUAGCAUUAAUGAGACGCUCUUUUUAUCCAGAGUGAUCUCGUUUUUAUACACCUGAGUGGUCAGGGACUUGAUUAAGGGUGUGUUUGAGCUCAAAACUAAUCAGAUUCGAGGAUUUAAGAGCGCUGUGAUAUCCAGGAUGUGUGAUAUUGUCAUCGUACCCACAGCCGGCAGGACAACACAGCGGAUUUUAAACAGCAGGCUGUGGUGGUGUUAUUUCUUAUUGGUUUUGUCUUGACUGUCUAUAAGAAGUAACAGUCAACCUUUAGAAUAUGUAAAAAAUCAUAUUCAUAUAACUCAACACCACUGACAUGAAGCAUUAUGAGUGUUAGCACUUUGUAACAGACAGAGGGAAAGCUGGAAGUUUACAAUAGAGAACUUUCAGGCUAGUAAGGGACUUUCAGGCUAGUAAAGUACUUCUAGUAAGGGACUUUCAGGCUAGUAAAGUACUUCUAGUAAGGGACUUUCAGGCUAGUAAAGUACUUCUAGUAAGGGACUUUCAGGCUAGUAAAGUACUUCUAGUAAGGGACUUUCAGGCUAGUAAAGUACUUCUGCUUUAACGUACGUGACGAGAGAAACCUGCGGGCGUUUAAACGAAUGUAAAUGUAGCUGUAAAUGGAUUAAAAAAAUACUUCAUUGUUAAAUUGUUGUAUAAGAGGAAUAGAAGUCUCCAGGACAUGCUGGUUAUUGAUUAUUUUCCUGGAACAGCAUGCUCUCCACUGCUUUAUUCCUUAAACAUUGAAUGUCCGGUCAUCAGCAAAUGUCCUGUACCUGAAUCCUGAAUCAUUAUCAGUCAGAUUCUGUCCAGAAUUAAUCGAUGUUCUGUGAACAGAUUUAUUAGCCACAACCAGUCCUUCAUUUCAAAUCCCUUUGCUAAGACGGUUAGGGAAAGGUUUCAGACAGGAGCUCGUCUCUGGUAUCGUGACAACUGUUUACAUGUAUUUUUAUAUAAAAUGUUUUAGAUUUUGAUUUCUGUAAAAUGUUUUAUUUCAAGCUGUUUAACCCAGACAGGACGAGCCAUUCCAGCUCUGGGAUUAGUGAUACUAUACACCAAUCAGCCAUAACAUUAUGACCAGGUGAAGUGAAUGAGACUGAUGAUCUCACAUCAUGGAUCAGAGCAUCUCCAAAACUGCAGCUCUUGUGGGGUGUUCCCGGUCUGCAGUGGUCAGUAUCUAUCCAAAGUGGUCCAAGGAAGGAACAGUGGUAAACCGGUGACAGGGUCAUGGGCGGUCAAGGCUCAUUGUUGCAUAUGGGGAGCGAUUAGAAGGCUGAAGGAUCCAACAGACGAGCUACUGUUGCUCAAAUUGCUGAAGAAGUUAAUGCUGGUUCUGAUAGAACGGGGUCAGAAUACACAGUGCAGGACGGGUCAGCAAAAGGGGGGACCGACACAGUAUUAGGCAGGUGGUCAUAAUGUUAUGCCUGAUCAGUGUAUAUGAAUAUUAACGUGUAUAAAAUGGUUAAAGGUUGUACAUUUCGAACAUGUGAAUGUCAGGAUCUGUAUUUAAUACCAGUUUAAUCUGUCCAGUGCUUACACGUGAACUACAUACUACAUCUCUGUGCUCUGUACAUGAGGCAGUGAUGCUGAAACUCUAACUCUAAUCAGUUGUCUGUUUAUUUAUUACCAGCGGUCAAUAAAUGCACGCUAGUGUGUGGUUUUUUUUUGUUUUUUUUUUUAGAUUUUUUCUGUUGGACUUUCAUGUUAAAUGCUGGUCUUAUAUACUUGAUAUUCAGUGCCAUUAGUCAGUAGUGUGGUUUAUAAGCAGUUGUGCUGUUGUUUAGUUCUAUUCUGUUGUUUUGUCAUAUUUAAAGUGUAAAGAAUUCAGCACAAAACAUCUGAAACACAAGUACAGUCUCAUGCUGCCUGUUUAAAUACCACCAGAUGAAGUAUUUGUGUGUGUGUGUGUGAAUGUGUAAGAAAGAGUGUGUGUGUGUGUUUGUGUAUUUGUAAGUGUGCUUCCUCUUGACAUUUCACCCUAGUGCUCUCACACGUUUAAUAAGUCCUUUGUGAUUUAUUCCCUUGUCUCGUUGUGAAGCUCUUCUGUGUGUAUUGUGGAAAAAGUUCUAUAUACAAAAUAAAAGUCCUGUAU